UGGAUCCCUUUGGUGCUCUUAACUACUCAAAUCUUCAACCAGUAAGUUUCUUGCAAGGCUAGAAUCCAAAGACCAAGGCCGGAAGGGAAGCCAUGUGUGGGGUCUUUGGAAUUUGUUCUUUGAGAUCUUGGGGAUUUAGAUUUUGUUUCGUUUCAAAAUUUUAAUUGCUUCAUUGUUGUUCUAUAGACAUACCUUCAAAGCCAUGAAAUUGAAAACAAUAGUCCAGGUCAUUGAGACAGCUGAGUACUAGCUCUCAGACAACUGCUUGCUUGCAACAAAUGCUUCUCAAAUUUGGGCUUGAACCUUGUAAAAAUGCUAAUGAGUCAGCUGAACACAGUCAUUGAUCCUUGUAAUGCUCCGAUUCGGAGGAAAUAAAUCGAUUUAUUCAAAGAAUGCAAAUGAUGAGGAAAAUUCAUUCAAUCAACUGAAGGUAUCGCCAAAUGGAUUUAAAAGUCGUAAUUUAAGUACAAUGCAUACAGGUGUCGAUCAAAGUCGGACUUUGGUAGGAAAGAAUAGUAAACUUUUGAAGAAUGCAACUAUUGAUAUCAGAGUGAAUGGGAACAACAACCUGAAUUCUUCAAUCCAGCUGUCAGAAAACCAUGGUGAAACCACUACAAAUUCACAGCUAAUGGGUGGAUUCGAAGAGACACUGAACUACAACUUGAACCCCAGCUGCUUGCUACCAAAGAAGGGCAAGAAACGGAGACUUCUUGGACAUCCAUCUAAAAGCUUUAAGUUUAAGAAAAAGUCUACUCUUACCAAGAAGCAGAUCAUAAAAUAAGUCGAUUUCACUGAUGAAAAUGGGCUUUUUAAAGAAAUUCAGGGAGAAAAUCAGUGAGGAAGAGAAGACCCUCGACCUCCAGAAAAUGAUUAAUUCAACUAAAGAAAAAUCUCUACCAAGUUUGAACCCUAAAGUUACUGAAAAAUCAAAGCUAGAACCGAUUUCUUUAGUAAAGAAGGCAAGCGGAUCUGAUCGGAAUAGCGGCAAAGGCCAUGACAUCUCUACAUCCUUAAGACAGUCCAAUGACCUUAGCCUUAAUAGCAGUUUGAAAAAGAAGCACAAGAAGGCAAAUUUGAAGGUCCUUGCUAGGAAAACUAAGAAUGAUGUAAACAGGUCGCAUACUGGCAGCACAGGAAAGUCUACGAAGGUAUUUAAGGUUGGUGAGUAGGCAAGCACUGGCUUAUUUGGGAUUAAUAUAAAUGAGGGUUAUGUUAUAAUACUAAUUUUUCAUACUCAUUCAUUUGGAAAGUUUGAAGUUUAUGCUUAUUAUUGUAGAAAUCAUCUUAAAACGGAAACUUAUAUCUGGUUAUGAUUCUUCCGAACGCGAGUAAUAUGUCAUAGGUUUGUAAAUCACUGCUGUUUAAAAUUUUGAGUUUCUUCGAAUUUACUGAAGAAACUUAGAUGGAGUGUAAAAUCCAAUGUUUAAAGUUAUCAAUUUCUUCUCUCAAGAUUGUUCCAGGAAUUUUUGUAGAUACUCUCGGUUUGGGCUUGUCAUUGGGUCUAAAUCUCAAUGGAAUAUGCUAUAAAUAUUUCAAAAUGAUGCAGUUAAACAUAUCAU
Messenger RNA from Moneuplotes crassus, 1559 nucleotides. The record is from the annotation of a GenBank genome assembly. NCBI's taxonomy places the organism in Eukaryota, Ciliophora, Spirotrichea, Euplotida, Euplotidae.